AUGUCCUCCAUCCAAGCCAAGCCCGAGCUGCUCAACCCCCACCCAAUCACAAUCACGGCCAAUUUGAAUAAGCGAAAGGAUCAGCGGAAAUUGGAGAAGGCUAAGUUCAAGAAUGGGGGACCCCCACCUUCUACAGAGCCAAUACUCGCGCGCAACCCAACAAGUGCAGAAAUGGAUGCUGCCAUCUCGGUUGUUACUGAUCCCAAAAAGUUCCGCCUCUACAAUCACAGGCAUGUUCGCGUAUUCGACAAGAAGCUCACAAAAGAUAAACAGCAAACCGUUGUGGCUGAUAUAGUCUUCACUAAUCUUAAGGAUAUUUCUGCGGAUAAGCGUUGUGAUUUGGACUGGUUUCUAGCCUUUCUGGAGAAGUCCAAAAUGCUAGAAAUCGUUGGACACUAUGUCAACUCUAAGGCUAUUAAGGAAAACCUUGAAGAAUGGAAACAACACAUGCGAGAUGCCGACCGUGCCAACAAGAUUUUAUGGGACUUCAUACCAGGAUUUUCAGAGCCCAAAAUCCCUGAUCUCGACACACCACUCAGUCGCACGUGCUUUUCCAGCAAUCUUACCUUCACCUCAGACGGCUUCUUCAACCUUCCGCACAAGGACCGCAGGGACAAUGAACGUCUCCCGUUUGCUUUCUUAUUGGUUAUUCCAACGCUGAAGUCCACCGGUCUAAGCGCCUUAGGCUCUGAUGUGCAGAAUGGACAUUGA
This is a messenger RNA of Puccinia triticina, 711 nucleotides long. RefSeq lists its product as uncharacterized. NCBI's taxonomy places the organism in Eukaryota, Fungi, Basidiomycota, Pucciniomycetes, Pucciniales, Pucciniaceae. The transcript has 5 exons. The record is from RefSeq and is a predicted model, not a curated record. Bases 1 to 711 code for a protein of 236 amino acids.